AUGACUUACGGAUGCCAGCCUGGCCACUUCGGGCUUUUCAAGCCCACAGGGGAAAACCACCCACCUAAUUCUGGCCCUUUCAAUGAUAAAGAGAGCCAGAUCGCUAAUUGCCUUCUGAAAAACGGCUUCACGUAUCAGAAAUUCACCCACUGUGCUUCAGUGAACUACCUGGGGACUGGCGAUGACAUGAAUGGGGACCGGGCGACAGUAAAGAGGCCUCGUCAGGAGGAGACUCACAUCUGCGAGAAAUGCUGCGGAGAGUUCUUCAGCGUCUCUGAGUUCUUAGAACAUAAGAAAAAUUGCACUAAACACCCACCUGUCCUCAUCAUGAACGACAGCGAGGGGCCGAUGCCUUCCGAAGACUUCUCCGGGGCUGGGCUGAGCCACCUGCCACGCAGUCCAAGCAUUAAGGACAGUCACAGGGAGAGUGGCAGCAGCUCAGGGGACAUGAAGGAGAAGCCAGGGGCGGAGUCUGUCCUGUACUUAAAGACUGAGCCCGCCCUGCCACCCACAGCCCAGGACUUAAGCUAUUUACCCAAAGGCAAAGUGGCCAACACUAACGUCACUCUUCAAGCACUACGGGGCACCAAGGUGGCAGUGAAUCAGCGGAGCGCGGACGCGCUGCCCGCCCCCCUGCCCGGUGCCAACAGCAUCCCGUGGGUCCUGGAGCAGAUCCUGUGUCUGCAGCAGCAGCAGCUACAGCACUCCUUGCAGAUCCACCUCCGCUCCCACACUGGAGAGAGACCCUUCGUGUGCUCUGUCUGUGGCCACCGGUUCACCACCAAGGGCAACCUCAAGGUACACUUUCAUCGACACCCCCAGGUGAAGGCGAACCCCCAGCUGUUUACCGAGUUCCACGACAAAAUGGCAGCAGGCAAUGGCGUUCCCUAUGCGCUCUCUGUACCUGUCCCCAUAGAUGAAUCGAGUCUCUCUCUAGACAGCAAGCCUGUCCUGGUCACAGGGACCCCCAAUGUAGGUCUACCUCAGAACCUCUCUUCGGGGACUAACCCCAAGGACCUAAUGGGUGGCCCACUGGUCCCCGACCUGCAGCCUGGGCCGUCUCCAGAAAGUGAGGACGGAUCCCUACUCUCUGGGGUGGGGCCAAACCAUAAUUCCCCAAGGGCUGGUGGCUUCCAAGGGAGAGGGACACCCGAGCCAGGGUCGGAGACCAUGAAGUUGCAGCAGCUGGUUGAGAACAUUGACAAGGCCACCACUGACCCCAACGAAUGUCUCAUUUGCCACCGGGUCUUAAGCUGCCAAAGCUCCCUCAAAAUGCAUUACCGAACCCACACCGGGGAGAGGCCCUUCCGCUGUAAGAUCUGUGACCGAGCUUUCUCCACCAAAGGCAACCUGAAGACACACUUCGGGGUUCACCGAACCAACACAUCCAUAAAGACGCAGCACUCGUGCCCCAUCUGCCAGAAGAAGUUUACCAACGCAGUCAUGUUGCAGCAGCAUAUCCGGAUGCACAUGGGUGGUCAGAUUCCCAACACGCCCCUGCCCGAGAGUCCCUGUGACUUGGUGGGUCCGGAGCUGAUGGUGGUGGGUGAGAACGGCAGCACAGGUGCUGUCUGUCACGACGACAUUGUCGAAAGCAUCGAUGUUGAUGAAGUCGGCUCCCAGGACGCUCCCAGCAGCUCCUCGAAGGUCCCCCUGCCUCUUUCCAGCAUCCACUCGGCAUCGCCCACAACGGGGUUCACCUUGAUGGCCCCCCUGGAGGCCUCGGGGAAGCUGGGUCCGGCUCCUCUGGUCCUGCAGCGGCAGAGCAGCCGAGAGAACGGUUCGGUGGAGAGCGAUGGCUUGACCAACGACUCCUCGUCCUCAGUGAUGGGAGACCAGGAGUAUCAGAGCCGAAGUCCAGACAUCCUGGAGGCGACCUCCUUUCAGGCCCUCUCCCCGGCCAAUAGCCAAGCAGAAAGCAUCAAGUCCAAGUCUCCUGAUGCUGGUGGCAGAGCAGACAGCUCCGACAGCAGCCGCACCGAGAUGGAAGGUCGGAGCAGUCUCCCAUCAGCAUUUGUCCGAGCCCAGCCAACCUAUGUCAAAGUGGAAGUUCCUGGUGCGUUUGGACCCGUGACCAUGUCCCCAGGCCUGGCUCCUCUGCUGGCGGCCCAGCCACGCCGCCAGGGCAAGCAGCACGCCUGCACGCGGUGCGGGAAGAACUUCUCGUCGGCCAGCGCCCUCCAGAUUCACGAGCGGACUCACACGGGGGAGAAGCCCUUCGUGUGUAACAUCUGUGGGCGAGCUUUCACCACCAAAGGCAACUUGAAGGUUCACUAUAUGACGCAUGGCGCCAACAACAGCUCCGCCCGCCGCGGGAGGAAGCUGGCCAUCGAGAACACCAUGGCUCUUCUAGGAACAGACACAAAGAGGGUCCCAGAGGUGUUUCCCAAGGACAUCAUGGCCCCUUCAGUGAACGUGGACCCUGUUGUGUGGAACCAGUACACCACCAUGCUCAACGGUGGUCUGGCCAUGAAGACCAACGAGAUCUCGGUGAUCCAGAGCGGAGGCAUCCCGACUCUCCCCGUGUCCCUGGGUGCCAGCUCCGUUGUCAGCAACACCACCGUCUCCAAGAUCGAUGGCUCCCAGUCAGUUAGCAGCGACGUGGAAAAGCCGGGUGCUGCUGACAGCGUCCCCAAACACCAGUUCCCUCACUUCCUGGAGGAAAACAAGAUUGCGGUCAGCUAAGCGACGGGAGAGCCCGUGUGAAGGAGAAAUGCCGAGUGACCGCUUGAACUGGAUCUUUUGUUUUUGUCGUUGUUGUUAAAAACCCAUCUUCUCCUGUUCGUUUUUUUACUGAUGUGCGAAUGUUUACAGUUGUGACCACAACCUCAGGCACGUCCAACAAUCACGAUGUUGCUAUGCUGCUUUGCUAAAAAAA
Molecule: messenger RNA, 2878 nt
Organism: Myotis davidii
Lineage: Eukaryota; Metazoa; Chordata; Mammalia; Chiroptera; Vespertilionidae
Gene: SALL4
Product: spalt-like transcription factor 4
Exons: 5
Coding region: 1-2685 (894 amino acids)
Biological process (GO): regulation of transcription by RNA polymerase II
Cellular component (GO): nucleus
Molecular function (GO): RNA polymerase II cis-regulatory region sequence-specific DNA binding; DNA-binding transcription factor activity, RNA polymerase II-specific
Source: RefSeq, a predicted model, not a curated record